CAAUGGGAGGUUGGGUGACUGUUGGCCUUGGGGUUUGUGGAAUUGUGGGGGGUGCUUCUUUCCAUGGCGGUAUUCCUGGUAUCGUGUUGGUGGGCAUGUUGGCAGGCCGGACGGUUAUCACCACGGCGGAGUGGUUGGGGUCAAAGGUUGGAAUUUGGGCGACGGGCGCUGUGAGACUCUGGAUGACGACAGGCGCUGGCUCGUUCUGGGCAGGAAGCAGGACUAUUCGCGUCUGGAAAACCGUCACUGUCUCCGUGGAGACGACAGGCGUUGAUUGAGUAAUCUGGUCAAUGACCAGUGGAUCGAUAUGGACACCCACGGGGUCAUUUGUCGAAUCUUGGUCCCGAGGAACCGAUGUUUGAGUUGGGCU
Messenger RNA from Aaosphaeria arxii CBS 175.79, 370 nucleotides. RefSeq lists its product as uncharacterized. The record is from RefSeq and is a predicted model, not a curated record. The transcript has a single exon. NCBI's taxonomy places the organism in Eukaryota, Fungi, Ascomycota, Dothideomycetes, Pleosporales. The annotation marks the transcript as partial.